CUAUAGACGAAAGAAACAAAAUAAUAAAAAAUGACAGACGAAGCUAAUUUUGCGGACCAAAUAGAAAACGAAAAAAACAGAACGAAUGUGCGAUGUCAAUUUUGCAACAGCCUAAUGCUAAAAGCCAAAGAGGCGAGCUACUGUGAGCAAGAGGUGAACGUGCCGCUAAUGGUACAGAAGAAGGAUAGUAAAUCUGACUCUCUGAACACAGAGACCCUGCGUCAUUUCUGGCUGGUCGAGGAUAUGAUGACAUUCGAAAAUAUUGGCUUCUCCCACACUGUGGAUGGACGCAAAUUUCUAGUCUGCGCCGAUUGCGAACGCGGUCCAGUUGGCUAUCAUGAGCUCUCCACCAAACGUUGCUACCUGUCGUUAAAGCGUGUCGUGCACGUGGAUGCCUAGGUGGUACAACCUGUGCAUAUUAUAAGUGUUGUGGUCCUGAGCCAUGCACAGCCAGCUUUUAGCCUGCUUUUGUUGUACC
Molecule: messenger RNA, 478 nt
Organism: Drosophila navojoa
Lineage: Eukaryota; Metazoa; Arthropoda; Insecta; Diptera; Drosophilidae
Gene: strat
Product: RAB interacting factor STRAT
Biological process (GO): post-Golgi vesicle-mediated transport; small GTPase-mediated signal transduction
Cellular component (GO): membrane; cytosol
Molecular function (GO): guanyl-nucleotide exchange factor activity; zinc ion binding
Source: RefSeq, a predicted model, not a curated record